UUAAUUAGUUUUUGAAAUUAAUAAAAGGUAAAAUAUGCCUUUAUAUGAUCAUAUAUUUAUUUUUGUUCAAUAAUUACAUCUAAACACCCAACCACCCUUCUAUAGUGGCAACACUGGUGGCCACACUGUCACAGACUUCAUCACGCUCGGGCUGUAGACAACCAUCAUAAUGACGUCCCGUUUCUUCAUGUCCGACUCCGAGUCGGAAUCGGAGUCAAGUGAAGAAGAAAUUAUUAAUGAGCAAACUGGCAUUUCUGCGGCAGCAUAUGUGUUCAGUGAAGAUGAAGAAGACACCAAACGUAUCGUUCGUUCUGCCAAGGAAAAACGUUAUGAGGAGCUCAAAAACAUCAUCAGGAGUAUCAAGAACUAUAAGAAAAAUAAAGACAUGUCCAAUUUGCUCUCAAGUUUUGAGGACUUAUGUCGUUCUUACACCAAGACACUGCCUGUGGUGCAGAAGGAAGAGGGAGGUAAAACACCCCGAUUUUUCAUCCGCUGUUUGGCCGAGCUCGAUGAGUUUAUCCAAACUGUCUGGGAGGAUAAGGUUGGCAGGAAGAGCAUGUCCAAGAAUAAUGCCAAGGGUCUGACAACACUUCGCCAGAAGUACAGGAAAUAUGCUAAAGAAUAUGACACUGAUCUUGCUGUGUUCCGGGAGAAUCCAGAUCGUGCAGAUUCUGAUGCAGAGGUUGAGAAGGAAGACCAAGAUGAUGAGAGUGAGGAUGAAAACAACCUCAUGGAUGCAGCAACAUUUAAGAAAGAGUCUUCUGUUACCAAGAGUGCUAAAAAGUUCCAGAAGGGAAGCGAUGAUGAAGAGGACGAUGAUGAUGACAGUAUUGACUGGGGUCCCGACUCAGACGACGAGACUUCUUCAUCUGAUGGUGGUGGUGGUAUGUUUCCUCUCAGGGAGAAGUUCUUAAAGAAGACGACUGAUAGGGAUGAUGAUGAUUUGAAGAGAAAGAGAAAGAGAUUGCCAAGAGAGAACAAAGCUAAGGAUGAAGAGAGUGAUGAUGAUGGUGGAUGGGAGAAAGUGAAGAGAGGCUCGUCAAUGCCUAUGGAGAAACCCAAGAUGUUUGGCAAGGACGAUGAGAUUAAUGUAAAUUCUGUGCACAAGAAGUUGAAUGAAAUCAUGGCAGCUCGAGGCAAGAAGGGAACAGAUCGCAAAGAGCAGAUUGAGCUCCUUCACGAGCUCUUGAAUGUGGCAAGAGAUAAUACUCUUGGGCCUGCUAUCUUAGUCAAGGUUCAGUUCAACAUCAUCAUGUCAGUUUAUGAUUACAACCCUUCAGUGUCAGAUCCCAUGAAAGUGGAAUUCUGGGAGAAGGUCGUCCUCAAAAUUGACGAACUAUUGGACAUGCUUAUUGCUGACCCAGAACUAAGCAUUGGGGAGCAAGUCACAGAGGAAACAGAAAGUCUAGAAAAGCCACCGCUUCUUGUCCGAGGCUGUGUCCUCACUAUUGUUGAUCGUAUGGAUGAAGAGUUCAUCAAGCUGCUCAAGGCUUGUGAUGCUCACAGCAAUGAGUAUAUUGUUAGCCUUCGUGAUGAAAUUCGCGUGUGUGCCAUCAUUAACAAGCUUUUGAAAUAUGAGGAAGAGCAUGGAAUGCCAUCUGAUAUUUGCCGGGUGUAUCUACGCAAAAUUGAACAUCUGUACUACAAGUAUGAGCCUCGUGCUGCUAAGCAGACAUUGGGUGAACUUCCCACAACAGAUGAUACAAGCCUUGCAGAGAUGGACAGAUUGUGCAAGUACAUUUACGUACGGGAUAACACAGAUCGUCUGCGCACACGUGCAGUAUUGUGCCACAUUUACCACAUGUCUCUCCAUGACAAAUGGUAUGAGGCACGUGACCUUAUGCUCAUGGCUCAUCUGCAGGAAACCAUCCAUCACUCUGAUUUGCCUACCCAAAUUCUGUACAACCGCACGAUGGUACAACUAGGAUUGUGUGCGUUCCGCCAUGGGAAUAUUAAGGAGGCACACAAUGCUUUACUAGACAUCCAAUCUGGUGGAAGGGCCAAGGAGUUAUUGGCUCAAGGAUUACUGCCCCAGCGUCAACAUGAGAGGACAACUGAACAGGAGAAGCAAGAGAAACAGCGACAGAUUCCUUUCCAUCAGCACAUUAACCUUGAGAUGUUGGAAUGUGUGUAUCUAGUUUCUGCUAUGCUCAUUGAGAUUCCCUAUAUGGCUGCUCAUGAGUUUGAUGCUCGCCGUCGCAUGAUUUCCAAGUCUUUCCAUCAUCAGUUGAAGAACUCUGAACGCCAGUCUUUGGUUGGACCACCCGAAAGCAUGAGGGAGCAUGUUGUUGCUGCCUCAAAAGCUAUGCGCAAUGGGAACUGGAAACAAUGCAGGAAUUUGCUGUUGAAUGACAAAAUGAAUGCAAAGGUAUGGGAUCUGUUCCAUGAAGCUGACCGAGUGCGCAAAAUGUUGGGAGGCAAGAUCCAAGAGGAGAGCCUUCGCACUUAUCUCUUCACGUACUCACAUGUCUACGAUUCUAUCUCUCUCAUCAAACUCUCUGAUAUGUUUGAACUUCCUCAUAGCACAGUUCAUGCAAUCAUCAGCAAGAUGAUAAUAAAUGAAGAAAUUAUGGCGUCUCUAGAUGAACCAACCUCAUGCUUGGUGAUGCAUCGUACCGAGCCUUCAUCCCUGCAGUCGCUGUCCCUCCAGUUGGCUGAUAAACUCUACAACUUGGUCGAGAACAAUGAACGUGUUCUUGACCAGAAGCCCUUUUUCACCCGCGGCGUACAGGGUGGUGGGUACCGUGACCGCCGGGAGAAAGGCAACUGGGGUGAUCGUCGAGACCGCCGUGACAGAGACAACCAGAACAUCCACCGCCGGGACCGUGACUGAUUUCUGCCGGUUGUGGCAGGAAGUGGUAUGGUCAAGAGUAUCAUGUGAAGAAGAGGAUUUGACCCUUGCUAUGUCAUCCACCUUCCUCCAUUGUGUUUCUGUUAGAGGUGUUUUGGGGCCCACUCAUUUGCUUUUGGAAGUUACUUGCACUUUAUUUUCUUUUGGUUUUACUCAUACUGUACUGUAAUCUCUUGAAAUGUUAUUCAUAUUCUGUUUAUUCUUGAAGAGAAAAGGUGAACUUUGGUUAAUAUUUGUAUGGUCAGGAUAAGUUGCAACCUCCAUGUUCCAAAUAAUCCUAGCUUUUACAGUCAUAUACUGGUACUGUGAUGGUACAGUUAUGUGCUAAAUUUUUUGAUCAUCUCAAAUUUGCCAUCAGUUACCUUCAACAAAUGUGUGGGCCCCAAAAUGCAAAUGGUCAAUCACAAACUGUAUUCAGAUUUAAUUUCUGUGGAAGAAUAUUUCCCUUUAGUGUUUCAUAAUGGACUAUAUAUAACAUAUUGGCAAGGUUUUAUAAUAAAUAUAAUUGCUUGAAA
Homarus americanus (American lobster) is the source of this 3366-nucleotide messenger RNA. RefSeq names its product eukaryotic translation initiation factor 3 subunit C-like (gene eIF3c). The record is from RefSeq and is a predicted model, not a curated record. Gene Ontology annotation, cellular component: eukaryotic translation initiation factor 3 complex. Gene Ontology annotation, biological process: translational initiation. The coding region runs from base 170 to 2833 and encodes 887 amino acids. Gene Ontology annotation, molecular function: translation initiation factor activity; RNA binding; translation initiation factor binding. Lineage: Eukaryota; Metazoa; Arthropoda; Malacostraca; Decapoda; Nephropidae. The transcript is spliced from 18 exons.